Lotus japonicus is the source of this 1449-nucleotide messenger RNA. RefSeq names its product histone-lysine N-methyltransferase, H3 lysine-9 specific SUVH5-like. The transcript has 2 exons. The record is from RefSeq and is a predicted model, not a curated record. NCBI's taxonomy places the organism in Eukaryota, Viridiplantae, Streptophyta, Magnoliopsida, Fabales, Fabaceae. The coding region runs from base 1 to 1449 and encodes 482 amino acids. Gene Ontology annotation, molecular function: protein binding.
AUGGCACCACCAUUUGGGAGAAAGCAUGGAAAAAAGUCAUCAUCAUCCAUGGUCUCUCAGAACACUCUUACUUUAAUUGCAUCUUCUGAGAAGAAAAAGAAUCAUGUCUCUCUCCAACACAAUAAUGUGAGAAAAACAUUGGGUGCAUUUAGAGAACUGUCUUCCAGACUUUUCAAUCGAAGUAUAGCAAAGAACCCUGGAGAACAGAGUGCACAAAUAAAAGCUUUGUGGGGGGCAAGACAAACAAUGAAAGAUGAAGAGAAGUGUGAAAACACUCCAAAGCAGGUGGGACCUAUUGAAGGAAUUCAAGUUGGUGACAAAUUCAACUACAGGGCUGAAAUUCUUGUUAUCGGCCUUCACAGGCAACCUAAUAGGGGAAUUGAUUAUGUCCAAGACAUUAACAGGAAUAACAGCUUUUUGGCAACGAGCAUUGUCGUCACCAAUCGCCGUGCAAACAUGUUCCAUAAUGGCUCAUUGGUCUACAUAGGUGAGGGAGGGAACCCUGGUGUUAGGACAAAUGGCUCUUCCCAUGAUCAGAAGUUGGAGAGAGGGAAUCUUGCUUUGAGAAAUAGCAUGGAUGCUAGAAGCCCUGUGAGGGUGAUAUUGAAAGUUUCCAGAAGUUCUGAUAAUGAGAGUGCCACUCAAUUCUUAUUUGUCUAUGAUGGGCUGUAUUUUGUGAAUGGUUUUACCAGAACAAGAGGUGAUAAUGGGAAACUUGUGUUCAAGUUUACAUUGAAUAGAAUGUCUGGUCAACCCCCCACCUGUGUUGCCCAUGCAGAUUUGGGUUUUAAAGGGUCAUAUGCUUCAAGCUCUAGGAAUAACAAGAGAUCUAAAGGAAGUUCAGCAGCACAAAAGGAGAAGACUCGAAGGAAUGAUGUUUCAGAGGGUAAAGAAAACAUUGCUAUUCCAUUGAUGGCAACAAGUGACUGUCUUGAGUUGCCUCCACCCUUUGAUUACAUAGUCAAUGUAGUCUAUCCAGGAAGUUUGAACUUGACGCAGCAGCCAAAUCCAAAAGAUUCGCGUGUUCAAUUCAAGCUGGCUAUUUUCAAGACAGAAAAGAAAGGUUGGGGUGUUAGAACCCGAUCUUUCAUACCAAUGGGAAGCUUUGUAUGCCAGUUUGUUGGUGAAGCUCAUUUGAAUGGAAAAGAUGGAUUAAGAUUGGGUACACAUGACUACAUACUGGACAUAGGUACUGACAAAGGUUACAUUGAUGCGACGAGGAGUGGAAAUGUCGCAAGAUUUAUAAAUCACAGUUGCACCCCAAAUCUAUGUCUCAAUGAUGAGGGUGAUAAGAGCUUUCCACAUAUGAUGAUGUAUGCUGUGAGGAACAUUCCUGCCGGGAGAGAACUCACCUACAAUUAUAAUUUCUACAACAGUAGACUUAAUAAAGCUGACAUUAUUAAGUGCUAUUGUUCGUCACAGGAAUGCAAGGGACAAAUAUAUGUUUGA